AAUAACUUAAUUCGUCAUAAAAAUUCCGUUUAAAAUUGAAUUGUUAUCAGAAAUCUAAAAAACAAAUUCUUACAAGAGACUAAAAAACUUCUAGAAGAAAGGUGGAGCCUAUAGUCACCUGUUAACCUGUUGCAAGUUCAAGCUUGUCAAUACCGUGCGACAGUUGAGGUUUGUCAUUGAACUAAAAACCAACAUUUCUAAUACUGUGUCUGUGAAUAAGAAACAAAAUUCCAAUUAACUGAAAAAAGAAAUUUCUUUAUAGAAAGCCAUGACGGACAGCAAAGCAAUUGAACGACAUAUCACUAAGAUGGCCGUGUUGGGAGGUCGAUUCCAAUUAGGUGAUUUGUACGACUACCGCAACGACAGCAUUCUAGCAGAUGGCCGAAAGUGUUGGGAAUCGGCUGAAGUAACAUUGGCUACUCGAGUAGACGAUAAAUUCAAGCUGAAAUGUAAGCUCCCAGACUCCGACUCUAAUACCAGCAAGUGGGAAAAUAUGGGUCUGGAUGAGCAUUUGAAAGCAACCGUCCUGGCCGGCCUCAUCAACAAGUACCGUGGCGCGUGUAACUACCUCAACGACAAACCGAAUCCAUCGCAGGUAGCUCGAAUUCUAUUUUUUCGUGUAAAGUCAAGGAAAGAACAUUUGGAUCUACAAACUUUAAUCAAUGAAGACGUUCCGCUUUUUCUUGCCUCCGGAGAAGAAACGAAGAAGAAAUCGGGAUCAGCAGUUCCUACCCACGUCGUCGUUGGAGUCACUUACGGAGCGGAAGCUUAUUGCGUCCUGACUCAGGAUGUUGGCGAAGAAGCAGAUGAAGAUGCUCGUGAAGAAGCCGAAGAGAAAUUGUCCCAAAUAGCGCAGAAAAUGGAAGAAGCGCUCAACGACAAACAAGAGUUAAACGAGUUCAAGGAGCAAUUUGACGAUAAAAAACAGCUGACUCGUGUGAAAUGUCGUCUGUAUGCCGAUCUCCAAUCUUCGGCUGUUCGCGAAUGCAGCGUCUUGGACGCCUACAAGAAUUGCCUGAAACUGAUCGACCAAAUAGAGAAGACGGAAAUCGAAAAAAGCAAAGCGGCUCCCAUUACUGUUCGUCUCUGCCCGCUGAAAUUUCUUAUGGGGAAAACUGGAGGCGUCCCGUUCGAGUACCAAGACGUCGACGACGACCUAAUAGUUCGUUGUGGCCGGAUCUGGGAUGAACUGGAGCGAGUCGGUGCAAAAUUAGAUAGCAUCCGCACGUCCAUCAAAAAAGGCAUCCGCCCCUCUCUGCGCCAAUUUGAAGACGCUCUAGGCAAAUACAAAGAACUCUUGAAGAAAAGUUGGAAAAAUGGUGUCGUGAAAGCGCGUGAAAAUGGCGACGAGAAUGAAAUCGAAAAAGCCGCCAAAAUCGCCGAAACUCAUCCGCUUUUCAAGCCGGCUCGACUGGAGCGAUGGCUGCGAUAUAAACAGGCAGAGUCAGAGAUGGCCGGGAAAAUGACAAGCGUUCCCGGCAUCACUUUCUUCGCCAAUCAAAAAUCACUUGAAAAAGAACUGGCCGAGUCUUUUGACACGAAACACGCACUGGUGUUGAGCGUUCCGCCGCUGGAUGAGAAAACGAACAAGAUUCUCGCCGAUAUGAAAGACUACGUGGAUAACUACACGAAAUUGACAUCAGUAGAACGUGACGAAGACGACACGGAAGAAGAUGAUGAAGAUGACGAAGACGACGAAAAACUUCCUUGGCACAUGAUCCAGCGGAAGCGGAAGCAAGUGCUGGAGAAAAUUCGCGAGUUGGCCGAUCACGUCAAUAAGAAUAAACACUUAAUUGAUCACGUCCACUUCUGUAUCACCUUUGGCAGUGGAAUCGGAUGUCAAUAUUCUGUUUACGAAGCUGCCAAUCUGCUAAAGGGCAAGUUGGGUCGAUUGCCCGGACCUCCCAUGGAUCUGCGGAUCGCUGACGUUCAAGAGAAUCGCAAAAGCAAGAAAUCAACUGUUCGUCUAGAGUGGAACUAUGAAGAUCCUGGGUUUCCUUAUUCUUUUCUGGUUGAGUAUCAAUUGGAUGACAGUUCCACCGAAUCAUGGACGCAGAAGAAAACGACGAAACCGGGAGAAAAUCAUCUGAUACUCAAUAACUUAACCAAACAAAAUGGGACGACGAUUAAAUUCCGAGUGGCGGCCGAUACCUGCAUCGGUCGUAGCGAAUUCAGCGAAAUUAUGGACGAUGAAAUGGCGUCCGCUGACGAAGAUGACGCAACAAACACGGACAGGGAAUCGGUAUGUUCGGCAAGAGAAAUUCCAGCCAUCCGGAAGUCAUUCCAGCAUAACAACCAGCAUCAAAUGAAAAGUGUUCAACCGCCAUUAAUACAGCCGACCAGGAUGGCUAAGAAAGAGAACAACAAGAAAUCCUUUUUACAACCUCCAACUGACGUCGAGGUUGAAUUGGUUACGCAAAGCACAGCAGAAAUUGGAUGGAAGAAUUCCGGCGUUGGAAGUCAACGGUACACUUAUCGCAUUCGGUAUUGGCAGAACGGGCAAGAUGCGUCUUCCGCCGAUGAACUGGGCAUUCCGUCCAAUGAAUCAAGCUGUCGACUGGAGCAACUCGAACCCGAAACGACUUAUUUUGUUAACAUUGUGGUCGUCUCCGAUGAUUUACAGGAGAUCAGUGCGCCCAGCGAUGAAGUGAGCCUGACGACGCUGGCCAAAGAAGUCCGUUUCGCCGAAACGAUUGUAAAGCGCUGCAGAAAAAUCGGCAACCGAAACGGCAUGGAACUUUUUUCUGUUCCUCUUACAAAAGUAACUGGAUCGCGUUCGACGGCCGAUCGUUUCGCUUUCGGAAAAGCCGAUGGGAGGAAAGGUGGAGCCGCCCAGCAGAAAGGAAAGAUUCAGCAUCGAACGAUUUUGGUGAUGGGCGCAACCGGUUCCGGCAAGACAACACUAAUCAAUGGAAUGAUUAAUUAUAUUUUCAACGUCCAAUGGGAGGAUACCUUCCGAUUUCACCUGAUUGAGGAGCAGACGACCGGUCGCUCCCAAGUUGACAGCCAGACCAGCCGUAUCACAGCCUACGACAUCCACCAUGCGGAAGGAUUCAACGUUCCGUAUUCUCUUACAAUCGUUGACACGCCCGGCUACGGUGACACCAAAGGCCUCGACAGGGACCAAGAAAUCACCGAAAUGGUCCGCAAGUUUUUCGAAGACAAGGACGGAAUCCAGGAGCUGGAUGUGAUUGGCUUCGUGGCUCAAGCUUCCCUGCCUCGUUUGACGCCCACUCAAAUCUAUAUAUUUGAUUCGGUGCUUUCCAUCUUUGGCAACGACGUCAAGGAGAACAUCAACUUUUUAUUGACGUUUGCAGACAGCCAAGUUCCGCCCGUCUUGAGCGCAAUUGGUGAAGCGGGCCUACCGUAUCCAACGGACCCCGACACUGGCGAGCCUCUCAAUCACAAAUUUAACAAUUCCGGUUUCUUUUGUUCCAGCCGCGAGUCAGGAAACACAGUCGACAAGUUCAACCGAUUCUUCUGGCGAAUGGGAAUGGAAAAUUUCCAAAAGUUUUUCUCCGUUCUAACCACUAUGAAGACAAAGUCCCUAUCUUUGACCAAGCAAGUGUUGGAAGAGAGGAAACUGCUGGAAGCGACGGUGGAUGGACUUCAACCGCUCAUCAAAAUCGGCUUGUCCAAGAUGGAAGAAAUGCGGAAGACGAAGCAAAUGAUCACAAACAGCCAAGCGCAGAUUGAAGCCAAUGAAAAUGUCGAGUUUGAAGUGGAAGUGACGGUGCCGCAAAAGAUGGAGAUUCCAGCGGGUCGAUACUUAACCAAUUGCAACAAGUGUUACAUCACAUGUCAUAACCCCUGUGGUAUUCCCAACGACGACGGCAAGAUGGACUGCUGGGCCAUGGAUUUCAGUACGCCUAGGGAAACUCGUUCCUGUCGCAUUUGCCCAGAGAAGUGCAUCUGGAACAUGCACGCCAACCAGCCAUACAGUUGGGAAUACGUCAAACAGAAACAAGCCACUUCAUCCGAUGCCAUCAAACAGAAAUACGAGACGGAACUGAAGAGAAAAUUAACUGCCGAGGAGCUAAUCAAAGUGCUACAGAAUGAUCUUGACCAAAACGAGAGGGAAGUAUUGAAGCAUGUAAAUACGGUUUCAAGCUGCAUCCAGCGUCUGGACGAGAUCGCCCUGCGUCCGAAUCCGUUCUCGACACCGCAGUACAUCGACCUCAUCAUCGACGCCGAGCAACAGGAGAAACGCACCGGCUUCAAGGAUCGGAUCGAAAGUUUGAAGAAGCUGCGUCAAAUGGCCGUCAUCACCAGUAAAGUCAAGAACAACGAGUCCCUGUUGAGCUUGGACCGAAAAGACGACCUUGCCGAUCAAUCGGACGAUUACGACGACGAUGAUGACACUUAUAGUAACGCUCGAACGGCCUUUGUAGACGAUGGCGACAAUUACGACGGUGCCUCAUUGACUAGCGCAGCAACAGAUCGUCACAAGUUCCAUACUUCAUUUAUCCGCAAAUAAAAUUACGUUAUCUGUGUACCAAUUACAAGUCAACCAGUGGCUGCGAGUCUAAUUACAUAAUAAUUGAUACUAAUUACAUAAUAAUUGAUACUAAUUACAUUAAUAAUAAUCAAUCAGCAGCUGUGAAUGUAGAUUUACCAAAUUUAUUAUCGACAUUGUUUUUGUUUUUAUUUUUAAAAUGGGAAUUGUAUUUGAAAGUAUUAAUUGAGUUGGAAAAUAAUAAUACAGCUGAGAAUGA
Daphnia pulicaria is the source of this 4715-nucleotide messenger RNA. RefSeq lists its product as uncharacterized. Lineage: Eukaryota; Metazoa; Arthropoda; Branchiopoda; Diplostraca; Daphniidae. The record is from RefSeq and is a predicted model, not a curated record. The transcript is spliced from 2 exons. Gene Ontology annotation, molecular function: protein binding; GTP binding. Bases 269 to 4477 code for a protein of 1402 amino acids.